Molecule: messenger RNA, 2349 nt
Organism: Liolophura sinensis
Lineage: Eukaryota; Metazoa; Mollusca; Polyplacophora; Chitonida; Chitonidae
Product: SET and MYND domain-containing protein 4-like
Exons: 1
Coding region: 268-2274 (668 amino acids)
Cellular component (GO): nucleus; cytoplasm
Molecular function (GO): histone deacetylase binding
Source: RefSeq, a predicted model, not a curated record
ACGAAGCUGUUUGCACCGCCUUGCUUUGGUUGAAGACCACUUUUACUGGCGUGCGAAAUAGGGUAAAUUCGUCAGUAAUUUGUUAAAGGUCGUUGGUUUAUCCAAGACACAUUGGUUUCCUCCACCCGUAAAACUGACCGCAAUCGUUCAAGUUAUAAACUCGCUAAACAACAGGCAAAUAUACAAGUUGUUGUGACUAAAAACAAUUGUUUCCUUGUAGACCACCAAUGAAGUCUGUUCGUGAAAAAGUCUGUACUUCACAAUAUAAUGUCUAAGGGAUGGAGUGAGGCCUUUGACUUUUCCAGAAGGUUUACCCAGCUGUGCCAGGAACUCCAAGAUGGCGGGGAUCACGUGACUUUGUCGGAGAAGUUCGGAAAACUGAAAAAUAAUGAGGAGAGGAUAAAGUUUGCGUACGGACUGCCUGCUUUUCAAAGGUACUUUGAAGUCCCUGCCAAAUCCGAGGCCAAAUCAACCGAAGAAUCAAAUCUUUUAAGAUCAACAGGAAAUGAUCUGUUCAAAAAGAAACGCUACCAAAUUGCCCUCCACUACUAUACAAAAAGCAUCCUGUUCGCUCCUUUUCAGAGUAAGGAACUGUCACUAGCUUUUGCUAAUAGGUCAGCAGUGCUGUAUCACAUACGGAUGUAUAGGUUAUGCCUGGAGGACAUUGCUGCAUCUCUAAAGUACGGAUACCCUGACGAACUAAGGUACAAACUGCUAGAUAGGAAGGCUCGGUGCUGUUUUUGUUUAGGCAGGACCGAGGAGGCGACCACAGCCGCAAAGGAUGUAGAAGAUGAUCUCCAAAAGUCCAAUUUGGACAUUCCGAAAAGAUCGAAAUGGUCAGAGGAUCUAAAACGUGCUUUGUUCCAAACAUCUAACGCAGACGAAUCUUCCAGUAAUGAACCCAAGUAUUUCUGGCCACUUCCCGAGCGCAAAGAUACCAAUACUAAAUUCCCUUGUGCCACUGCUGCUUUUGAUCUUGUGUAUACUCCAGAGAAGGGACGUUACGCUGUGGCAACGAGAGAUAUUGAGAUUGGCGAAGUGGUGAUUACUGAAGAACCCUACGCUGCCAUGCUUCUAAAGCCUUAUACUAAAACCCACUGUGAUUUCUGCCUGGUAAGAUCCGUAGCGCCCGUACCAUGUCGAUACUGCAGUGGAGUAGUGUAUUGUAAUGAACAUUGUCGAGAUUGCGCAUGGUCUAGUUACCAUAAAACCGAGUGUAAUUACUUGGAAGUGUUACUCGAAGCGGACAUCGGGCUGGGACGUUUAGCCCUGAGAAUGGUACUGACGGCUGGCUUGGAACAGGUGCUUAGUUUGAAGAACAAGAAGAUGGACAUUAAAGACGAAACGUUCAUGGGCUGCAACAGAGAUGGCGUCUACAGAUCGGACGACUAUUGGGCAGCUUACGCUUUAGUGAAUCAUCAGGACAACAGGACAGUUGGAGAUCUUUUCCGAAGGACAGUCAUGGCCACUAUGCUUUUGAAACUUUUGCAACAAACGGAGUUCUUAAACUCUGUAUCGGGUAUUCAGUUGUCUGAGGACAAUGUUUUUUACGUGGGUAGCCAAAUUCUCCGCCAUAUUAUGAUGUUGCCCUGUAACGCUCAUGAGAUAUCAGAGUUAGUUCUUGUGCCGGGUCAGCUUGCCACCUCCAGAACGGCAGAAAUAGGGUCAGGCCUGUACAACACGUUAAGUUUGGUCAACCACUCGUGCGAUCCGUCCGUCAUGAGACAGUCUUAUGGACGGCGUUGUGUAACAAGGGCGAUUCGCUUCAUACGCCGAGGGGAGGAAAUUGCCGACAACUAUGGUGCGCUGUGCGCUUUGUCAACACGCCUGGAGAGAAACGCACAUCUCAGUUCACAAUAUUUCUUUGAAUGCUCUUGUGAAGCGUGCGUGAAAAACUGGCCUCAGUAUUUUGAUAUCCCCAACGAGGUGCCUGUGAUCAAAUGCAAGAGUUGUAGUGGUCGUGUUUUUGUGCCGAUGGACGGUUUAACGGAUAAAUCGGUUUGCUCAGAUUGUCAGAUGGAACAAGACAUAACACACACUAUCGUUUGUCUGAAGCAUUCUGGAGACAUUUUCCAAGGGGCAUUGCAGAAAGUGUUGCAAGGAGAAGAUCUCCUAGAGUCGCUUCCUCUACUUCUUGGUCACUUGCGGCUGCUUGAGGACACGGUGUGUCGUCCUUGGCGGGAAUAUAAUGACUGCCAAGAGGCCAUCAAGCAGAUUUACAACACUAUGGGUAACUGCUUUACUCAAAACACCGGGGAAGGGGCACCCUCGUGAGAACGUGGACCUACCAUGUGCCCCACAUAAUAGUAUUCAAAACUGAGAUUAUGGUUGUGUCCUAUAGAUUGUAUA